AUGGACUUAUUCCAUGCCGUCACUCAAGGCAUAGAAUCAGUUCUCACGUGCGACUGGUACGAUUCGUUCAAAGGUUACACUCCUUCAGAUAUGGCUUCAGGCCCGGGUAACAAGACCAUGGACACGGUUCCCGGUGGUGAGAGUACCCAAUAUGAAUCAAUCCAGACUGUGACCAACCCGACCGAGAAGGAGAGAGGACAACUAGGCAGCGGACCCAACACGUCUGAGAAAUCUGGCGUCUCUGACGAACGUGGACAGACGACGACGGAAAACAUUCGAUACGGUCAGAAUAUCUCGGAAUCAGGCGUUGGAGGCAUGACAACCACAUCGACUGGUUCUGCAACGCAAUCAGGUGGUUAUGGAGGCAAGCCCGAUGACUCGGAAGACCUGAAGAAUACUCGGCGUGAGCAAGGGUAUGGGCCGGGCUCUGGAGUUGGCGCAUGA
Molecule: messenger RNA, 444 nt
Organism: Exophiala aquamarina CBS 119918
Lineage: Eukaryota; Fungi; Ascomycota; Eurotiomycetes; Chaetothyriales; Herpotrichiellaceae
Exons: 4
Coding region: 1-444 (147 amino acids)
Source: RefSeq, a predicted model, not a curated record